Messenger RNA from Gigantopelta aegis, 834 nucleotides. Its product is annotated as beta-2 adrenergic receptor-like. The coding region runs from base 1 to 834 and encodes 277 amino acids. Gene Ontology annotation, cellular component: membrane. Gene Ontology annotation, molecular function: G protein-coupled receptor activity. Lineage: Eukaryota; Metazoa; Mollusca; Gastropoda; Neomphalida; Peltospiridae. Gene Ontology annotation, biological process: G protein-coupled receptor signaling pathway. The record is from RefSeq and is a predicted model, not a curated record. The transcript has a single exon.
AUGGCAAUCACGAGAUUCCAAAACCUGCAUCAUCAAAGCAGCGUUAUGAUUGGAGCUCUAGCUAUGGCAGACUUAUCGAUGGGCGUGGCUUAUACUCCAGUGAAACUUUUUCGAACGCACGUGCCGUACCUCUUCAGAUUGGAAAUGCCAUGUAUGAUAGCAAUGUACAUAGGACAUUUUGCCUCUUUAGCGGCGAUAAUAUUUAUCUCAUUACUGUCUUUGAAGAGGUUCUACGCAAUACAGUUUCCUUUCCACUACCAAGCUCACGCAACCGUAAAAGUGGCAGUCAUCGUCAAUGUCGCUGUGUUUGUUUUCAUUGCGUCUGCUCUGGUUCCUUUGGUCGCAGGCGCAGCAAUGUGGUACGACGGAGUCAGCUGCUACGCUCCAACUCUCUAUCCGAGUUUGUACACGCGAUUUAUCGUCGCUGUGGCUGCGAUUCCACUGUUUCUGGGCUUUGUGGGCUUCAUCAGAGUCUGCGUUGCUGAAUUCAGAUUCAGGAAGCAGGUUUUCGAUCAGUCGGUUACCUCGUUGAAGAAGCAAGAAUCCAUCAGGUCGAAACUCAUAAUAACAGUAUAUCUCGUCUCGCUGUGCUUCUGGGUGCCUCAUAUGCUGUACUAUUUGUACGACACCGUAUCGAAGGCGGAUCGAAACGUCUAUCUCUUCAGAAUUGUCAGCCUUGUGGAUCUCCGGAGCUCUGCGGUGAACUGUUUUCUGUACGCCUGGAAGAACAGCAAGUUCAAGGCCGCGUACAUUGAACUGUUGCGUCUUAAGCCCUCAACAGAAGUGAUUCGCCCCUCCACCAUUGACACCGUGUCACUUUCACAUUCAUUAUAA